CGGCUCCCGCCCGCCCGCCCGCCCGGCCCGGCCCCGCGGCGCCCAUGCGGCUGCAGCCCCCGCCAGCGCCUCGCCCCGGUGCCAGGAGGAUGCUCGCCGCCUCCCCGCGAGCCAGGAAGGGCGCCGCCGCCGAGAGCCGCUACCCGCUGCACGCGCUGGUCUGGCACGACCGCCCCGGCGAGCUGGAGAGGGAGCUCGGCAGCGGCAAGCAGGUGGAUGUUGAGCAGGUGGAUCCCCGAGGCCGAACGCCCUUGCACCUGGCCACCACCCUGGGCCACUUGGAGUGUGCACGGGUUCUGCUGCGGCAUGGCGCUGAUGUGGCCAAAGAAAACCGGAGCGGCUGGACAGUGUUGCAGGAGGCGGUGAGCACUCAGGACCUGGAGCUCGUCCAGCUGGUGCUGCGCUACCGUGACUACCAGCGAGCGAUCAAGCGCUUGGCCGGGAUCCCCAUCCUGCUGGAAAAGCUGCGGAAGGCCCAAGAUUUCUAUGUGGAGAUGAAAUGGGAAUUUACUAGUUGGGUUCCCCUGGUCUCCAAGAUCUGCCCCAGCGACACGUACAAGGUGUGGAAGUGCGGCCAGAACCUGCGGGUGGACACGACGUUGCUGGGGUUUGACCACAUGACAUGGCAGCGCGGGAACCACAGCUUCAUCUUCCGGGGACAAGAUACAAGUGCGGUGGUCAUGGAGGUGGAUCACAACCGGCGGGUGGUUUACUCCGAGACUCUGGCGCUGGCUGCCCACGACCAAGACACCGUCCUUGCGGCAAUGCAGCCCACCGAGGAGCAGGUGAUGGGGCGCCUCAUGGCCCCCGUGGUCACCACGCAUCUGGACACACGCAAUAUUGCCUUUGAGAGGAACAAGACGGGUAUUUUAGGAUGGAGGAGCGAAAAGACGGAGGUGGUGAACGGGUACGAAGCCAAGGUUUACGGGGCUUCCAAUGUGGAACUGAUCACCCGGACACGGACGGAGCACCUUUCCGAACAGCACAAAGGGAAGACCAAAGGUGGCAAAACCCCACUGCAGUCCUUCCUGGGCAUCGCCGAACAACACGUGGGUCCCAAUAACGGGGCCCUCAUCACGCAGACACUGAGCCACGCCAACCCCACCGCCAUCACGCCGGAGGAGUACUUCAACCCCAGUUUCGAGCUGGGGACCCGUGACAUGGGGCGGCCGAUUGAGCUGACCACCAAGACCCAGAAGUUCAAAGCCAAGCUGUGGUUGUGCGAAGACCACCCCUUGUCGCUGGCUGAGCAGGUGGCCCCCAUCAUUGACUUGAUGGCCGUCAGCAACGCCCUUUUUGCCAAACUCCGGGAUUUCAUCACGCUGCGCCUGCCACCCGGCUUCCCCGUCAAGAUUGAAAUCCCCAUCUUCCACAUCCUCAAUGCCCGCAUCACCUUUGGGAACCUGAACGGCUGCGACGAGCCCGUGGUCUCUCUCCGUAGCACGGGCAGCCCUGGCAGCGAUGCCCCCUCGCCAGGGAGUGACCGCUCCAGCAUCAGCAGUUCCAGCUCCCUUGGCUCCUGCCGCUGCUUCGAGAUGGACCCCUCCCUCUUUGAGGCCCCCCCGGGUUACAGUGUUGUCGGGAGGCACCCAGAGCCGUUGCGGGAAGACGACGACGACCUGUUGCAGUUCGCCAUCCAGCAGAGCUUGCUAGAGGCGGGCAGCGAAUAUGACCAGGUAACCAUUUGGGAAGCUUUGACUAACAGCAAACCAGGUACCCUGCCCAUGUCCCAGGAAGGGCGCAGAGUCAACCGGACACCCCAGCACACGCCACCCCCACGGCCUGCCACCCCCCAGCAGCCGCUUCCUCCGGCAGGCAGGGGCCCCAGCCACGGGCUGCCCACGUACGCCGAGCAGCUGCGCCUGGCCAUGGAGCUCUCGGCGAAGGAGCAGGAAGAGGCCGAGCGGCGUUCCCGCCAGGAGCAGGAGGACCUGGAGCGGAUCCUGCGCCUCUCCCUGACUGAACAAUAGGGGAGUCCCAAGGAGGCUGGGGGGGCACUCCCGCACAGCCCCAGCCAGCCUCCGGAGGAGGCUGCCGGCCAGCACAAAUGGACUGUGCCUUCCCCACCUCUGGCCCAGCUUGUGCACAAACCUGGACCCAAACAGGA
Molecule: messenger RNA, 2107 nt
Organism: Candoia aspera
Lineage: Eukaryota; Metazoa; Chordata; Lepidosauria; Squamata; Candoiidae
Gene: ANKRD13B
Product: ankyrin repeat domain 13B
Exons: 15
Coding region: 45-1970 (641 amino acids)
Cellular component (GO): cytoplasm
Molecular function (GO): protein binding
Source: RefSeq, a predicted model, not a curated record